CUUACCUUCUGGCCUUCAUUUCGCUCUCAAAUCUUGCACAUCCCAUACAUUCCCGUAAGCCGUCCGUCCAUCGCUCUCCCUCGCUCUCCCUCGCUUUCCCUCGCGCAGCCGAUGCUGCUGGCUGGUCCUUGGUCCAAAGUCACUUGCUGUUCAGUUUCGCUACCCUCACCUCCUCGUCUUCUUCCACCAACACCACCACCACCACCACCACCACCACCGUCGCUACCACUUGGCACCGGCGUCUCCUCUUCUACUUCCUCCUCGUCCUCGUCCUCGUCCUCCUACUGUUGUCUGGGCAUUGUACAUUGUCCACCAAGACCCAUACGCCACUCGACCCUGUCACCUCUCGCAAUGGCUGGCCUUUCCCUUGAGCCCACGGAUACUCCCCCAAACUUGACUCUCAGACAAACUCCAUUUUCGGCUCCGACUUCAACCCCAUUGCGCUCCUUGACUUUUGGUCCCGUCUGCACUAUGCGACCUCAUCCUCGGCCGUCUUACUCUACCUUAGCAAACCACUUCUCAAUAUCCUCACAUUUCGACUCUGGCGCCUUCUUACCAUCAAAGCAUUGCAUUCAGGCCCCCAGUUCCGCUUCUACGUACAACCCCUCAGUUGUCGCCCUUGUGUCUAUCCACCCUCCCGCUCGUUUUUGUUGCUUCGAUACACACAACGCCGAAUGUGACGACUGUGCGAGCCCUGUUCAUCUCAUAGCAGUACCUACGUCUUCGCUCCAUGUACGCCACCCCAUGUAGGUGUGAACGCACCGGCUGUCUUUCCUGUCCGUUGUUUGAGACAUCUGGCAACUUAAGUCGCCUGAUGUAAAAAGACACACAUUGGGUGGAACAGCUAUGCUAGCUGCUAUCCAGCAAAGC
Molecule: messenger RNA, 870 nt
Organism: Colletotrichum godetiae
Lineage: Eukaryota; Fungi; Ascomycota; Sordariomycetes; Glomerellales; Glomerellaceae
Exons: 2
Coding region: 112-750 (212 amino acids)
Source: RefSeq, a predicted model, not a curated record